AUGAAGAAGGGUCGAUUAUGUCUUUCAUAUGGUGAUAGUCGAUUAUUUGGAGUCGGCUUUCUGCUGCAGAAAACCACCGGUUUUUAUAGCAGCGUUUUUGCAAAUAUAACAGAGACCACCUUACAUACAAUACAUAAACUACAGUUAGACUUCACAGACGAGCAAUUGCUGCGGAAGGUGUGUGUUGAAGAGCUAGGUGGCCCUACUAUUGUGGUUUUUAGAAACGAAAGCACGUAUGCGCGUAUUUCUACCAUUGUCUCAUGUGGUGCUACGGACAAUUUCAUAGGAGACAUGGAGCGUGUUGUGUAUGAUGGUGCAAAUACCUGUUUAACAUGUGACGGUUAUUAUGUGCCUAGUACUGCUACCUCUGAAAUGAAUUUGACUUCCGAACUGGCUGUCCACGUCGAUACCUUACCCCGUCUAGAACAAUAUGCUGUACGUUGUAUGCGCAACACCUACACGAGCAAGUCCUCGCGCUUUAAGUUUACAAUUACAGAUAAGUUGUAA
Messenger RNA from Anastrepha obliqua, 507 nucleotides. RefSeq names its product T-complex protein 1 subunit theta-like. The transcript has 4 exons. NCBI's taxonomy places the organism in Eukaryota, Metazoa, Arthropoda, Insecta, Diptera, Tephritidae. The record is from RefSeq and is a predicted model, not a curated record. Bases 1 to 507 code for a protein of 168 amino acids.